This is a messenger RNA of Beauveria bassiana ARSEF 2860, 711 nucleotides long. RefSeq names its product ras-2 protein. The transcript is spliced from 2 exons. Gene Ontology annotation, cellular component: plasma membrane. The record is from RefSeq and is a predicted model, not a curated record. Bases 1 to 711 code for a protein of 236 amino acids. Gene Ontology annotation, biological process: signal transduction. Gene Ontology annotation, molecular function: GTPase activity; GDP binding; GTP binding. Lineage: Eukaryota; Fungi; Ascomycota; Sordariomycetes; Hypocreales; Cordycipitaceae.
AUGGCGGGCCGAAUGGUCUUGUACAAGCUUGUCGUCCUCGGUGACGGUGGUGUAGGCAAGACGGCCCUCACCAUUCAGCUGUGUCUGCAACACUUUGUCGAGACUUAUGAUCCUACAAUUGAGGAUCAAUAUCGAAAGCAGGUCGUCAUCGACAGCCAACCCUGCAUGCUCGAAGUCCUCGACACCGCUGGCCAGGAAGAAUAUACCGCCCUUCGCGACCAAUGGAUUCGCGACGGCGAGGGCUUCGUCCUCGUCUACAGCAUCGCCUCUCGCUCCUCCUUUUCUCGCAUCAAGCGAUUCCAUCAUCAGAUUCAGCGAGUCAAGGAGUCCUGCGCCUCCUCUCCCUCCUUUCCCGGCUCCCCCAUAUCCGCCGCCACCCCGCAACUGCCCGUUCCCAUCAUGCUUGUCGGCAACAAGAGCGAUCGCGUUACCGAGCGCGAGGUAUCCACGCAAGAGGGCCACGCCCUCGCCCGUGAACUUGGAUGUGAGUUUGUCGAAGCCUCGGCCAAGAACUGUAUCAAUGUCGAAAAAGCAUUCUACGAUGUUGUCCGCGUCCUCCGUCGCCAGCGCCAGGCAGCUUCACGUCCCCAAGGCGCCGCCAGCGGCCGCAGCCGCACAGGAAACGGUGACAUGGGCGGCCGCGACCGCGAUUCUCACAAGUCGCGCCGCAAAGAUGGUGAGAAGAGCAAGGGUCGAUGUAGCAUUUUAUGA